Messenger RNA from Vigna radiata var. radiata (mung bean), 1818 nucleotides. RefSeq names its product protein JINGUBANG. Gene Ontology annotation, molecular function: protein binding. The transcript has a single exon. Lineage: Eukaryota; Viridiplantae; Streptophyta; Magnoliopsida; Fabales; Fabaceae. The record is from RefSeq and is a predicted model, not a curated record. The coding region runs from base 290 to 1648 and encodes 452 amino acids.
CAUAGUCAUAUACGCAGAAAACGUGGCACAACAUAAUUAGACAACAACAUCGGAUGCAUAAGGUUACCAAACAACAACUGCGUCCCAAACAAAGUCCUAUGUCAACCUCAAUACCAAACCUCCCAACGUUUAUUCAACGACGUUGGGCGGUUUGGUAACUCAAGUGAUACUUAACAUUAACAUUUACUCAUUAAUUCACCACGACCCCAAUACCAAACAUUAAUUAACUGCAAAAAUCCUCAAUGCUAAUUCCUCUCUAAAAGCUUAAGCUUCUGCUACAUUCCCUUGCAUGGGAACGAUGACAGGAUUGUUCGAGGAAGGAAGCUCCCAUGGAAAAAAGUAUGGAAAGUUAAACAAAGACGAAUUCGAUGGUUAUAACUCUGAUAACCAUCUAAGAAAAAAUAGCCCUGUCACGUUGGACGCACCUCAUUUGGAUCCUCAAAUGGCAAUAGAUCACACUGCUUACGACCCUUCUCUUUCUCCCUUAUCGAAAUCGCCAUGGUCCUCUCACAUGAACGAAGAAGGUUCCACCUCCAACGACAACGAGGCUCUGAUAGGGUCCUUAGUCCGAGAAGAGGGUCACAUAUACUCCCUGGCUGCAACCAAAGACUUGUUAUACACGGGUUCAGAGAGUAAAAAUAUUCGCGUGUGGAAGAACCAAAAGGAGUUCACGGGGUUCAAAUGCCACAGCGGCUUGGUGAAAGCGAUCGUGAUCGCCGGGGAAAAAAUCCUCACGGGACACCAAGAUGGAAGGAUAAGAGUGUGGAAAGUUUCGGGGAAAAACGACCAACAACACAAGCGUGUGGCAACGUUGCCCACGUUAAGAAACUACAUAAAAUGUUCGGUGAAACCAAGUAAUUACGUGGAAGUGAAACGGCACCGUAACGUGUUGUGGAUUAAACACUACGACGCCAUUUCAUGUCUGGCCGUGACAGAGGAUCAUUCUUAUAUAUACUCUGCCUCGUGGGAUAGAACUUUCAAAGUGUGGAGAGCGUCCAGUUUCAAGUGUCUAGAGUCUGUGAUAGCCCAUGAGGAUGCUGUUAAUGCGCUUGUUGUGGGGUUGGAUGACUUGGUUUUCACGGGCUCAGCUGACGGCUCGGUUAAGAUUUGGCGGCGGGAGGUUCACGGGAAAAGGACAAAACAUUUUUUCUCGCACACGUUGUUGAAGCAAGAGUGUGCGGUGACGGCGCUGACGAUGAGCGGCGAGGGGAAUUUUUUAUACGCCGGUUCUUCCGAUGGGUUGGUGAAUUAUUGGGUGAGAGAGACAAAUUGGGAGCACAGGGGGACGUUAAGGGGGCACAAGUUGGCCAUUUUGUGUUUGGCUGCUGCAGGAAGUUUGAUCUUCAGUGGGUCUGCUGACAUGUCCAUAUGCGUGUGGAAGAGGUCACUGAGUCAGGAGCACACGUGUGUUAAUGUUUUGUCCGGCCACUGUGGCCCGGUUAAGUGUCUGGCGGCGGAGAGGGAUCUCGACGGCAUGUGCAACGAGCGACGGUGGAUUUUGUACAGUGGUAGUUUGGAUAAGUCCGUUAAGAUGUGGAAGGUCUCCGAGAAUUCAACUGCACAACACAACCACCAACCACCACGGCAUAGUGUUGAUCACUUCCCUAUAGUUUCAUCGUUGAAGAGAGUGGGGUCCAAGAGAUUCUAGUUCCAACGACAUAAUUAUCUGUGUCAUAGAUUCGUUAAUUAGUUAGCAUGUAUGAACAGGUUUGGUUUUUCUUAUAUGCUCUCUUCCAUCAUUUAUGUUUAUAUGCUUUCCACUCAUAAUUCUGGCAACGAUUUCGUAUUUUUGAAGAGGAAAAUCAAACGCAUAUAUUA